Molecule: messenger RNA, 2652 nt
Organism: Orbicella faveolata
Lineage: Eukaryota; Metazoa; Cnidaria; Anthozoa; Scleractinia; Merulinidae
Source: RefSeq, a predicted model, not a curated record
GCGGGGGGAGGGGGGAAUAACAACAACAACAACAACAACAUCCUCUUUAUUACUCUUUUUUCAUUACCUACUGUCCCGCAAAGUUAAAUUUUAAUGAAGCAAUAUGAAUCUUUUAUGGAUGGUCAAGUUGAACCGAUCGGACCUAUAACAAAUGGUGCACAUCCUUAAUGUGAGAUAUCACUCAUAUAUGACACCAGCUUCGUUAAUUAAGAUUUACAUAUGUGUGCUAUUGUUCGUAUUAUGAUCUAGAAAUGCUGAUGCAAGUGAAUAGCAAGUAGGAGAGGCAUUUGGUCAGAGAAGGCGGAUUUAACAAUUAUAAUCCAUGCGAAUUCAGAUCCUUCCACGGUCAGCAGGAUCCAGUAAAGACUUCUACAAGAUCUUCGUUGUUUUCUUUCUUGUCGUCUACGUGUUUUUGUGGCUCUCAAGACCAGCGGUGGAAAACAAGUUAAAUCGGGAAAAUUAUGAAAAAUCCCUGGAGCAGAAAAACAUACCGCUUAAAGAUAACACGGCUGAGAUGCUUGAGAAGGAAAUACAGAGCAGAAAGGUCUCGACGGAGUUUCUGACGCACUGGUGUAGACAACAGCGGUGGAGAUUGGAUUGGAAGGGCAUGAUCUCGCCUUGUGAGAGCAAAAUGGCCUGGAACUCAUCAAUGGACAGAACAAAUGCUACUGAUCCCAACAACAGCUUUAUUUCACUUUGGAACAUCAAACCCGUGGGAGAAUACAGUCGUUUUAGCAUUCAAUCGCAAACAAAGGAAGGGCUUCCCAAGACACAAGGCGGUGACACAUGGAGGGUCCUCCUCAGAGGGCCGUCGUCGAUAUCUCCGACAGUAUUCGAUCAUGGAAAUGGGACGUACGAAGUUUUGUUUCUUGCACUGGAAUCUGGCGUAUACACUGCAAAUAUCACGUUGGAUUACACUUUAUGUGAUGGAUUUAAAGAUCCUCCCCGGGACUGGUUUAUGAUUGGGAACGCGCAAGGAAAAUAUCAGCGACAUCCACAAGUCGAUGGAAAUAAAGAUUAUCUCCAAGAAGCUUUGUGGGAUGGGAGUCCUGUCGAAAUAACAAUCCCACGUGCUAGUGAUGGUAAGAAUCUUCAUGACGCUUGUAGGUCUAGUAAGUCUCUCUAUAUGACCGUUAUUCUUGGUAUUUCUGUGUUCUUUCCACAGCGUAUUUUGCUUUACAACGCUUUCGCUACUUCGCGCAUGUGCCAGGCAGGCUUCCAAGUUCUCGACGUAUUUCCCAUCACUGACUCCUACCCACAGGGUACUGGUACCCACGGAGGCAAUGGACCAGUUAAAAACGACAUUGUGCACUAUAGCAACCUCGCCUUUAGGCCAGCAGAAGAUGUCCUAGAACAGUACUUUGACCCAAAGGGGACUUAGAAUACAAAAUUAGUGGUCAAAUUAUUUACUGAAUCAUCUUCAAUGCAUGGGACACAAAUACAAUUUACUCUAAUGUUUACAUGGAGGAAAAUCUCUCUCACGAAAUUCGUGAUAAUAACUGCUGAACAAGCGUGGCGCCUAAAUUUGAAAAGCAAUACUUUGUACAUCCUAAGCCUCGUGUUUAUGUUUCCAGACAAAGGAUUUUUCACAUGAAUGCGAGGCAUGCGAUGUAUACGUAUUAUUAUUCAAAUAUCGGCGCCAUUCAUGCAAGGUGUCUUUAUAUUGAAUGCUCAAAUACCAAGAAGCUGUUGAGACGCUGUACGUACUGAGAGAGUCGUAAAAGAGCGUAUUGAGCAGCAUUUGCCACCCGAGAGAAAUGGGCAAAAUUUAGAAAACACAACCUAACGCGGGUGUUUUAUUAGUUUCUCAAAUGGUCUUUAAUGUAAAGAUUGUUUUAGUAAAACACCGUUGAGGAAAUGCACAAAAUGACGAAACACGGUUUCCGGUGUUUCGAUCUCUGCAUGAUAUAACAUCAGUUUCACAGGCAAUCAGAACGCGCGCUUUAUCAAAUAUGUGUAAAUGUAAAUAAUCUGCAUAUCUUCUGAACAGAAUUUUUCUUUGUUCUUUUCUAGAUAGUAGAGCAUGGGCCAGUGCAGUUUUUAUUUGACGAAGGCAUCGAAGUAAAUUAUUGGUUCCCAGUCCUUGCGCGUCAGAAGAUGAAAAAUCAAAAAUCAGUAAACGUGAAAAUCAUUUAAUUUUGCCACGUUUUUUUCAGCUUGUUUUUGCUUGUCAUGGUAACGAUUCUAAAGCCCAAACAAUAUUUAUUUGACAAAGCUAUUCUUUCAAUUUUCUAUUUGUUAUUCUGCAUGCAGCGGUUUUUCUUUAAAAGCAGAUUUAUAAGUCAAUAGAGUUCUUUGUCGUACAUAUAAAGCUGUAUGUCAUUUGUAAUAAGUUUGUGACAGGCGGAGUCAUCUACUAUAUAUCUUAAUAGCUACAAUCGAUAAUAAAUUUUGGUGCCAUUUACGUAUCGAAAGCAAUUUGACUUAUAUGUAAAACAAAUUCGCCGUGGCGGAAAUCAUAAACAUGUUCUCAUUCAUAAGAAUUAUUUUUAUGAGCAAAAACCAGUAAGAAGCGACCUUUACGACUGCCCAUAUAACUUAAUUUCCUGUCGACGAACAAACCAACCCGCUGGGAAUUCAUUCAUCACAAAUGAAAUUGCAAAGUUAAUCGGAAGACUCGACAUAGUGUCCUUUAAAACUGUCUGAUUUUGC